GAGAGAUCCGAUGCCUCCGCUAAAAUCCUCGCCAUUGAGCUUGCCCAGACGCAUGCAAUAAUUGCUCUCCCCGCGAGGGUCGAUAUAACCUUAAGAGCAGAAUGCAAACGCCUUGUGGAAAUGGCAAAAAAUACCUUCUCGGCCAAUUCCAAGCCCUUCACAAUUGACAUUGUGAUAAACAACACGGCUGUCGCAUUCCUUGGACUUAUGGAGGAAGUAAAAGAGGAUGAAUUCCAGCGCAACUACGAGGUUAAUGUUCUGGGCCAAAUUCUUCUGACUGGCGCUUGUAACUUCAUAAAUUCCAAAGUAGGCACAGAACAUACAACACUUUACCCUGGAACUAAGGGCACGAUUGAAGCUAUGACUCGUGUUAUGGGAGGAUUUGAUACACCAGAAAUCGUGGAGCACGGUGCUAGGUUCGGAGGACGGCCAGCGUAUACCAGUGAGAUUGCUGGUCUCAUUGCGACUAUUUGCAAUCCCGAAUUCGGCUGGUGUACUGGGAGCAUCAUCUCUGCCAAUGGGGGGGCUCUCGUUUAG
Penicillium waksmanii is the source of this 537-nucleotide messenger RNA. RefSeq lists its product as uncharacterized. The transcript is spliced from 3 exons. The annotation marks the transcript as partial. The record is from RefSeq and is a predicted model, not a curated record. NCBI's taxonomy places the organism in Eukaryota, Fungi, Ascomycota, Eurotiomycetes, Eurotiales, Aspergillaceae.